This is a messenger RNA of Argentina anserina (silverweed cinquefoil), 2201 nucleotides long. Its product is annotated as proline-rich receptor-like protein kinase PERK1. Gene Ontology annotation, biological process: protein phosphorylation. Lineage: Eukaryota; Viridiplantae; Streptophyta; Magnoliopsida; Rosales; Rosaceae. Gene Ontology annotation, molecular function: ATP binding; protein kinase activity. Bases 816 to 1955 code for a protein of 379 amino acids. The transcript has 8 exons. The record is from RefSeq and is a predicted model, not a curated record.
CUAGUCAAGUAAUACUGUAAUACUGUAUGUGCAGCAACUGUGUUAGAGCCAAGAUGCCUCACUGUCACUGUACUGCUUGGUGUACACAACACACACAAGCCUCCAUCUCAAAUUCUCAACUUGCAGUACCAGACAGACAGACAGGCAACUAUUUUUCUGCUUUACAGCCCACACAUAUAUAAUUCCUAAAUUAAUCUUCUUCUUUUCUUUAACAAACACUCUUCCUCUCCUUGUGUUCAUAUAAAUAUACUCUUUUCUUUUCAUUACAUGAGAUUGUUUUCUAGUUUGAUUUUUAUUUGGUUAUGGGUCUACUAUCAUAUAUGCUUACAUUGAUGCAGUUGAAUUGGGUGGUUUGGUAGAGGGAGUGUUGUCGACGCAAGGUCACCUUCUGUCGGCACUGUCUGUAUCCAACCAUGAUAUAUACUCUGCAUUCCCCUUAAUCUAAUCACAGAUUGAUGCUUCUACGCCUGUAUUUUGCUUAUAAUUAUAGCUACUGCAACUCUCGACUCUGAUCAUACCUGGGUUUCUCUGCAACUUUUACCUCUUAAGUUUGCUUGGCCGUCUUUUUACCAGAAGCAAGUAUUCAAUACACCUUUCAAAUUUGGUAAUGCGGGUGACUUUUUCAGAAGCUCAUUCUUGUUGUUAUUGGGAAAUGAAGGUCCAGUUCAAGGACAUCUUCCUGGGUUUCUUCUCUGGCAGUACAGACCUUCCCCUAGCUAAAUUAUGAUCUUCCACUUUUGGCGUUCCGGUUCAAUGUCUGAUAAUUCCUUUAACAAAAAUACUACCCCCCAUAGUUGAAGCCAUUCCCAUACCAAAUGUCAGCGUCUCUUGCAGCCAUACUUGGAGGUGCUGCAGGAGCCGUGGCAUUGGUGGGGAUAAUUAUUAUACUUAUCGGGUUAUGUCUUCACAAUUUGAGUGUUUCGAGAACGUCUGAGACAGGUUCUUCUGAUCCAUCUGUUCAAGUUGGAACACAUGGUGCGGUUGAGUUGUCAAUACGAGAAACAAGGCGUUUUCAGAUGGAAGAAUUGUCUCUGGCAACAAAAAAUUUUAGUGAUAAAAAUUUGAUUGGGGAAGGAAAAUUUGGGGAGGUGUAUAUGGGUUUUCUUCAUGAUGGGAUGCUUGUAGCCAUCAAAAAGCGACCUGGAUUCCCUAGUCAGGAUUUUAACAAUGAGGUAAACUAUCUCUCAGCUAUUCAGCAUCGGAAUAUUGUUACUCUCUUGGGCUAUUGUCAGGAAAAUAAUCUGCAGUUUCUUGUGUAUGAGUAUAUUCAUAGUGGAAGUGUUUCCAGUCACUUAUAUGGCACUGGUGAUCAGCAUGUUCGUGAAAAGCUAGAAUUCAAGAAUCGUCUAUCAAUAGCUCUAGGGGCAGCUAAAGGCUUGGCUUACCUUCACUCUAUAAGUCCUCGUCUGGUGCAUAAGGACUUUAAAACGUCCAAUGUUCUUGUAGAUGAAAAUUUCAUUGCUAAGGUUGCAGAUGCAGGAAUUCGCAAUUUCUUGGGAAAAGAUAUGGCAAGCCCAUCUUCUCAAGUGAUUGCUGAUGAGAUAUUCCUUUCUCCAGAGGUAAGAGAAUUUAGAAGAUUUUCCGAAAAAAGUGACGUAUAUAGCUUUGGAAUAUUCCUUUUGGAGUUGGUAAGUGGCAGAGAAGCCGCAAAAUUGAUAUCUUCUGACACAAAUCCGAACAUUGUUGAAUGGGUGGAAAAUAUCCAAGAUAAUGGCAAUAUAUCCAGCAUCAUCGAUGAGAAAUUGGGGAAUAGCUUCACAGCUGAAGCAAUGGAAAAGUUGAUACAGUUGAUAAUAAGAUGCAUAGAAGGUUCAAGUGAGAGGCGACCAGCGAUGAGCUAUGUGGUAACGGAACUGGAGGGGAUACUUGAGAAAGAGAUGAGCUUGACAACAAUCAUGGGGGAAGGAACCUCGACUGUGAUCACAGGAAGUCAGUUAUUCAGAGUAGCAAAAUAAAGGGCAUCCUGUGCAUCCGUCAAAACCAGUCAAGAGUGAUAUUUGUGCCAUACUAUUUUCUUUCCUUUUGUUUCAGACAAUUUUUUUUUAUAGUUGAAUAUUUUCAUUUUUCUGUAACACGUGGGAAGAUUUGAUUCAGCUGCUUGAUAAGUGUAUAAAGAAGAGCUGCAAUAUACUUUAGUUUCUGCUACACAAAGGAGAGGACCUUGAUUGUAAAACUUGUUUUGAUAUGAAAUUCAAGGCAGA